AUGGAAACCAUUCGUAUUCUCAUCGUCGUCGGAAUCUUGGUGAAGUCUGUCAUGGCCCAUCAUGGCAAGCCGGCCGUGUGUGCCUGGGACCCGGCGAUAGUUGUCGAGGCGGGUUCGAUCCUCUCAGCCAAAAUUGACAACCCUUGGAACAACCGCUGCGAGGCCACCCUGCAGUUCCUUGACCCUACUUAUCUGCCCAUAACGUGGACCUUCGAUCCGGCCAACUGCAAGGGCCAGCAGCUCGGGCAGUUUGUAGUACCAAAGUCUGCACCCAGCGGGGACGCCGUCGUCAACUGCCACGUCCUCAUUCGGAAUGGAUUGGGAAACAUGGACUCCGAGCAACUAUUGCGUCUCGGCAGAGUCGGAUGCAUCUCUUCGUUGCUUCAGACCACAACAAUUUUGCAGACGCAGACAGAUGAAGGCAACACAGUCACUCGCCUCGUGUCAUCGGUUCUAACACUGUCGACGACGAGCUUCGCCAGCAUGCCCACGAGCAAUAAUAUUCUUCCAGCUCGGGAUCCCCUUCCUACUAGCCUUGAUCCUUCUAGGACGACUCAGGGAUCUCAGCUUUCUAUUACAUCACCAACAGCUCCGGGGACAUCCAUUGAGAGUUUCACCUCGACACUAACAGCUCCGGGGGCAUCCAUUGAGACUUUCACCUCGACACUAACGUCCAACACCAUGACUGCGCCCGAAACCGGCAGCUCUUUGGAUCCCCUAAGCCCAACCAGUACGACGAUUACCACCCCCACACCAACGUCUAACGCCGUGACUACACUUAAAGCUGGAGAUGGCUUGGAUGCUGGAAGCCCUCCCAUCACAACGCCUUCCACCUCCACCCCAAUCAACCCAGAGGAUCCUUCCUUAUCUGGCGCAAGUGCCUCUGGCGGCAUCAAGAAUCAGCCCUCAGAUAGCAUUCCCACAACCAUCUCGGUUGUCACCAUGACGGUUACGCAGCCAGGAUUAUGCACCACUACAUUCACCGCGUAA
Colletotrichum destructivum is the source of this 990-nucleotide messenger RNA. RefSeq lists its product as uncharacterized. The record is from RefSeq and is a predicted model, not a curated record. The transcript has 3 exons. Lineage: Eukaryota; Fungi; Ascomycota; Sordariomycetes; Glomerellales; Glomerellaceae. The coding region runs from base 1 to 990 and encodes 329 amino acids.